Lytechinus variegatus (green sea urchin) is the source of this 1805-nucleotide messenger RNA. It is a transcript of the gene insc, whose product is annotated as protein inscuteable homolog. The record is from RefSeq and is a predicted model, not a curated record. NCBI's taxonomy places the organism in Eukaryota, Metazoa, Echinodermata, Echinoidea, Temnopleuroida, Toxopneustidae. Gene Ontology annotation, cellular component: apical cortex. The transcript is spliced from 12 exons. Gene Ontology annotation, molecular function: cytoskeletal adaptor activity; protein binding. The coding region runs from base 76 to 1677 and encodes 533 amino acids. Gene Ontology annotation, biological process: establishment of mitotic spindle orientation; apical protein localization; asymmetric cell division.
UCACCAAAUGUCACAGUUCUCAUCCCAGUUUAGCCUCGAAAGACCUCCUCAAAGUUCAGAGUCAUCACAAGAAACAUGGAGGGACCUAUUGUCGGUACAAGAUUGAUUCCUUUCAGAUGUGAAGUUGAUUCAGUGCGGAGUUGGUUGAUGGAUAUCAGAUUAAUGCCAGAAGAAGAAUGUAUGACUGUCAUGGAGGCCAAACCAAUCCACAAUUCACCGGUGAAUGUGGAAAAUUUAGCCGCAAAGCUGAAAGAAUGUGUCUACAGACUAGAAAGAGUUAAAGAUGGCCUAUUUGCAGAUCUUUCACAGAUUUACAGAGAUCAGAAGGAUGGCAUCACAGAAAGUCUUCGGCCAUCGAUACUCUCUCUCAAAAUCAGGAUUCGAUCCGGUCUUCUGGAAGUCGCAGAAGUAUGCCCAGAACUCCAAAACAUUGCACAGGAGCAGCAAGGAAUCAUUGAUGAGAUGAAGAACUUGAUCAGAUGCUUUGAUAUGUGUUUAGAUUUAAGUGACCAAUCAGUUGGGAUGUUUAAACGAUCUCUAACGACUCUAGGCAAAGCUCUUAAGGCACAUCUAACAUGUGCUCAAGGAUCUCUGGUUGGGAAACUUGUAGAAAUGUUACAAUCUUCAGCCAGCGAACCCAACGUCAAGUUUGCAGUCUUCACCAUCCGUUGCCUGGCUCAAGAUGGCGUCUGGCUACGGCAGUUGCUGAUAGAACAGGACACCAUGAGAGUGCUGUUGGCCAUUUGUCGUAUCACAACAUUCUCUAUCAGCAGUAUCCCGAUUACAGCUCUCGAGGUGGUGUCCAUUCUUUGUACAGAAAAGAAAGGGAGUGAUGAACUUGAAAAGGUAGGAGGGAUCGGGGCGCUGAGUGAAAUCCUUGCCUCACCUAUCACGUCGGAGGCUAUCAAAAAGGAAGCUGCAUCCGUCCUUGCCGAGAUCGCCUCACCCGAUUCUGACAUCCUUCAACGCGUCCUCUGCUUCAUUGAACACAUGGGAGAUCUACUCAGAAACUUGACAGUCUUGUGUGACCAGACCUCAAGUUCUAGUGUAUUUUUGGUGGCAACAACUGCAAUAGCGAACAUCACAUUUAUGGACCCCAUGGCCUCGGAUUACUUGGCCGAGUUUCGAACUCCAGAAAUCUUGAUAGAAGGCUAUCAGCAAGGAAAAGCACAAAGCAUCUACAGCAAACACCAGAUCAUCACCAUCAUUGCCAACGUCUCCUGUUCCAAGACAUGCCGGGAACAGAUAGUUUCAUGCGGCGGCAUUAGCAUCCUUGCGGAACUCCUCCAGGGCGAAUCCCUACGUCCCCUCCGCCGUAGGCUAAGCUUUAACGAGAGUCAACCGGUGGCCGCCCCGAUCGGGGAGGAAAACACGUAUGAGGAUAUCUUUCACAAGUCGGCGAUUGCUCUGAGUAGGCUCUGCCAGGACCACAAGACUUGCCAGAUUGCUGUCGAUUUAAAAGUUCUGUCCAAUCUCGCCGACUUAUGCGAUAAGGCAAGAGAGAAAAACUACAGACGUGACACGCUAAUUGCCUGUUUGACCGCCUUGAGGAGAAUACACAGCCAGAUCGGUCCGUCACCAUUGAAAGGGGCUGAAGUAGAGCAACUCAUCCAGCCUCGACUUUUUGAAUCGUAUCUCCGGUGUUCUAGUCCUGUGAAGAGGGAAACCUUUGUUUGAUCAUUGACCUUCGACCUGUGACCUUGUGAUGAAGAUAUCUUUCUAAAACCUCACACUGCAAAAAACUGCAGUGUUAAUUUAACACCAGUCCGGAAUCUAUAUAUGACCACACCAGAGAAGUGUUGAAA